AUGGACGAAAAUCGUCGUAAAGCGUGCAUAGCAAUUAUUUUAGCGUUUUCUAUUCCAAGUAAACGGAUAACUAAUAGGAAGCGAUGGGUAAAAGAAUGGAUUAGCAAACGUAAGAAGUAUUGUCAUUUAAAUCUUUUAAAAGAAAUCCAGCUUUCCGACCCAAAAGACUACCAGAAUUAUUUUCGAAUGAACAUUGACAUCUAUAAUAAAUUACUAAGCAUGGUAGAACCACUUAUUAUUAAGAAAUAUACUAAUAUGAGGGAAAGUAUUCCUCCAAAUCAAAGGCAGGCUCUUACUCUGAGAUACCUUGCAACUGGGCGAUCGUUUGAAGACUUGAAAUAUUCUGCAGUCAUCGCACCAACAACCAUAAGUGAAAUCGUGAUGGAGACCUGA
Messenger RNA from Macrosiphum euphorbiae (potato aphid), 393 nucleotides. The record is from the annotation of a GenBank genome assembly. NCBI's taxonomy places the organism in Eukaryota, Metazoa, Arthropoda, Insecta, Hemiptera, Aphididae.